CUCGUGGAAGCCUUCUUAAGCAGUUCGGUUCCUCAGUCCUCAUUGCGCUGUGGCUGCCUGCCGAGGGAGGAUGAGGGCGCUGGUGCUCGUGGUCAUAAGCCUCCUCUUUCAAUGGGAGUGUGCAGGUGUGCAGCGGAUGUUUGGAGACAAGGCUGCCCGCGAGGGUUCCCCGGACGGCAGGGCUCACAUUGGUCCUGACGGCGCCCCGGGUCCUGUUGGGCCUCCCGUCACUCUAGCACCAGCCCCACAACCACAUGAGUGCCAGGGGCCGUUCCCUCACCACCUCCCUGACCCGACCGACGACCACUGCCGCGGCUUUUACCAGUGUCGCGAUGGCGUGGCCGUCCUCCGCCGCUGCCCUGACGAGAUGCUCUACGAUAUCAGCACCGCCGCCGCCCACUACCCUUGCGACUACCCCGAGAACGUCUCCUGCGGCAGUACCAUUCCUCUAUCCCCGCCUCGCAGUAAGAAGGACAGCGAGAGGGACAAGCCAUCGAAGGUGUUCAAUUUUUAUACGUACGUGACAAACCAUUGGUAGGCUCGCCACGACACUGCCGCCGCCGAGGCUCUCCUGUGUGGCGGUGUUGGUAAGACUGUUGCGUCUGCUGGUCAUAUGGGUUUCGUCUGCUGUGCUGCUGCAUUUCAAUAGAGGAGUUAAUAAAAGGGUCAGGAAAAUGUUAUGUGCUUAUUGUUAAAAAAGAUAUAUUCAUGCUGGCAGGAUGCAAAUAGGAUGUUGAUGUUUAUACUACUACUACUACUACUACUACUACUACUACUAAUAAUAAUAAUAAUAAUAAUAAUAAUAAUAACAAUAAUAACGAUAAUAAUAAUAAUGGUAAUGAUGAUAAUUUUAAUAAGGAAGAACAAACA
Eriocheir sinensis (Chinese mitten crab) is the source of this 870-nucleotide messenger RNA. RefSeq lists its product as uncharacterized. The transcript has 3 exons. The record is from RefSeq and is a predicted model, not a curated record. NCBI's taxonomy places the organism in Eukaryota, Metazoa, Arthropoda, Malacostraca, Decapoda, Varunidae. Gene Ontology annotation, molecular function: chitin binding. Gene Ontology annotation, cellular component: extracellular region. Bases 71 to 538 code for a protein of 155 amino acids.